AUGACAGAAGACAGACUGCGAGAGUUAGAUGACAUUGCGGAUCAACAUGAGCUCAAUCGACUCAAGAAGAUGGGAGUUUUGCUCCCGCCGGAGACCGUGAAUGACACGGGUGGCCCAGUCAAGAGGCUAUCCACAAAGAUGGUCAGGACAUGGCGUGAGAAGUCAACGCCCGCCGGUGAACAGAUUUGGUUGCGUAGGAGCCGCUACGUAGCUAGAGAGUUCGCAUGGUUGAGUGAGCGAGAAGAUCUUUUUAGUCCAGCUUCGUCGUCUAUUGCGCAUCGGGUCUUGCCGAUGUUGGUGCUACAGAAUCCAGACUGGGUGUUGGCAACAAUCGACAUCUCUGACGCAUUCCUCACAGUGGAUCAGCUUGAAGCUACCCUAGUUUCGUACAUAGACAAGGAUGGAAAUGAAACGAUGUUUUCGUUGGGAAAGGUUCUGCCAGGUCAAAGGUGCGGAUCACGAGAUUGGUAUGAAUCAUUCACAGACUAUUUGAAGGAGGAGAUUGCAGUUGAAGUAUGCCCAAGUUAUCCCGUCCUUCUUCGUUCAGCUUCGCGAGAUUGUCUCAUGCACCUUCAUGUUGAUGACAUCAUGUCAGGGUGUGAGCGUGAGAGACUGAUGAGAGACAUUAUCCCGAAGCUCAAGAAGCGAUACAAGAUCUCAGUGAACAUUCUCGAAGUAGGUGGAAGUGUUCAUUUCUUAAAGAAGAAGUUCAUCUUGACGUCCCCGACACAGAUGCUCAUAUGCCCGCAUGUAAAACACUUUGACAAGCUGUUCCAGCUCCUGUCCAUCAAGGAAUCAGAUCACCCGAAAAAGAUCCCCUAUGACCCAAAACUCGAUGAGCCUGACUACUCAGCACCUUUGGACGGCGCUGAGUCGACCGUUUACCGGUCUGCAGUUGGGAUACUCCUGUAUCUCAGUCCCGAGCUGGUCGAGUCACAGAAUGCGAUUAGAGCAUUGGCAAGUUGCAUGAGUGGAGAAGGUCUCAUGGGCCAGUAUGAGGAUGUGAUUCCAGUUGAAACAUUGAGUGACAGUGAUUGGGCUUCGAACAAAGCAACGCGAAAGUCUGUACAUGCAGGGACAAGUACGAUGAUUGAUGGAUUGAUGGUGAAGACGCUCCUCGACUUUGCAACUGGCUCCUCGGUGACGGUAAACCACUUCAUGGACUCGGCUGCAGGGAUUUCAUUGAACAAGGUGGACACGAAAAUCAACACGGCAGAUUUAGGCACAAAGGGCUUGUCGAGGGCCCGCAUCAAUCUCUUGCUCAACCUUUGUGGCAUCUUCGAUUGUGAACUUGAUUGUUUGGUAGGAGAGGAAGAGCGUAGACAGUUUGAAGAGCAGAAGGCAGUGAAGCACGGGAAAGCCGUUUUGGGCAAGCUUACGAAGACGCAGAUUCGUAGAUUGAUUGGGAUGGUUCUACUUGGUGACGCCUUGGGCCCCGUCUGCGGCAUGCACACAGAUCGCGACCGAGAUGAUUUCAGCGGCAUGAUCAUUCAUUUGAGCCCGGAUACCAUUGUGCAGAUUGCCAUCCUAUGGGGCAUUGUGAUGGUUGUUGUGAUGCUCAUGGGUGCAGUGGUAUGGUGCUAUACAUUCGGGAGAACCAGUAGGGCAAGGUCUGAUGAUCAUGAUUGUGAGGCGGAUGUUUCAAGUCCCCAACAUCGUGGAGCAAAGUCAAAACUCAAGUCAAAGCCCCCGAAGCGUGAUGACAAAGAUGAUGUUCAUGAUGAGCCUGAGAAUGUAAACGUGAAGCAGUACAGAGCCGAGAUGGACAGAGCAGAGUGUUCGAUUUUUCUUUGCAUGCGUGGUGCAAGCAGUUCGGUGAAUCCCCCCGCGAGCGCGCAACUACAUGAACGCAGUGGCAGUGAAAGCAGUGUGAGCGCGGAUGCAUGGAACCAGUUGUUGGCCAGUGAAUCCGAAGAUGGUCAUCCUGAUCCUUUGAUGUGGGUUGCGCAGUUUCACGGGAAGUGCUAUCACAAGAAAGCUUGCGGGAAACUUGACAGUGCAGCAGCGGUGCACUCCAUGCGGGCGAUUGAGAAGAAGUUGAGGGCAUGCACGUUUUGCCGACCGGGAUGA
This is a messenger RNA of Symbiodinium sp. CCMP2456, 2070 nucleotides long. The record is from the annotation of a GenBank genome assembly. Lineage: Eukaryota; Dinophyceae; Suessiales; Symbiodiniaceae.